UGUUUGAACUUUGUUUUCCAAUUGAAUUUCCACACUUCAAUAGACGGACAGACUCACAGUCGCAGUUGUGAAUCUGACUCUCUAAUUCUGAGAUGAUCAGAAGACCCAUUUCUCUCGGACGAAUCCCCCUCAGGUCUCUCACGCAAACCCUAACUUCUUCACUCUGUUCAAACCCACGACAAUCACCAUUUCCUUCUACUCCUCAAGCUCUAUCUUCCCCGUCAUUCCGCAUUCUCAUCUCGCGUUACUCGUACUCCUCGAAGCAGAACAAGGAGGAAGCAAACGACCUCGUCUCACUCUUCAACAGGGAUACCAUAACCCCUCCCAAGCUCUUCGUUGUCCAGCCCCGCCUUCGCCCUGAUACCUUCUUGCAGGCUAAGCUCAACGAAGCUCUCUGCCUCGCCAACUCUCUCGAGGAACAGCGAGAUGGAUACUUCGACAUCGAUUUCUUCGAAAAGGCCUUGCCCUCACAUGUUGUUGUUCAAAACCCAGCUGCCAAAGCUCACAUGGCUCGCGCAGACACAUAUUUUGGGCCAGGGACAGUUGAGACUAUCAAAUGCAGUCUAUAUGCUGCUGAAUCAAAGGGUGAAGUGGAUGCUGUUUUUGUAAAUACGAUACUCUCUGGGGUUCAGCAACGGAAUUUGGAGCGAGCAUGGGACAGACCUGUACUAGAUCGUGUGGGUCUUAUAAUAGAGAUAUUUAAUGGUCAUGCUUUUAUAAAGGAGGCAAAGUUACAGGCUGAAUUAGCAGCUCUAACAUACCAGAAAACAAGUCUUGUUCACGUACAUGGCCUAGAUGGACGCUACACUUUUGGAGCAACUGAAGAAGCUGAAGUUGUUAGUGCCUGCGGGAACCACUUUUUUGCUGAAUGGAGUUACAUUGCAGGAGAGGAAGUGGGGGGCGUGGCUUUAUUAGUGGUGCAGGAGAAACAGAACUUCAGCUUCAAAGACGAAGGUUCGCUUCAUAAUACUAAUGCCUCAACUAUAUACUGCUUCCUCAUUGGUCUUUAUAACAGGGAAAAUCCACAUUGCUUGUUUGCGACAGUUGAUCCUAGGUUAAGAAGUGUUAUUCUUCCUUCAGUGGCUGUAAAGCUCUCGCCUUUAGCUAUUUCCAAGAGAAUCCCCAAUCGGGUCAAUCUAAAUGCAUUCUUUUCUUCAGUUUCCUGCGCUAAUGGCAUCGAUAUUUUCCUGGUAAACAAUCAGAACCUACCCACCUCGUCUGCUUUUGAACUAAAUGUCCAGUUUUUAAGGAAUAAGAUUUCACCGGAUAACUUGAUCAGAGUUUUGGACAAUACCAGUGAUGUAAACUCAGCAAUGAGGUUAUUCAAAUGGGCGACCCUCCAAAAGCCGUUCUCCCACACUGCCGAUACUUAUUAUCGGAUAAUUCUGAAGUUAGGUAUGGCUGGAAAUGUUAAGGAGAUGGAGGAGCUUUGUCAGAAUAUGGUCAAAGAUAGAUGCCCAGGUUGUGAGGAGGCUCUUGUGGCAUUGGUUGGUACCUUUGUUAGGCGUUGUAGGCUAAAUGAAGCAGUACGGGUUGUUCUUAAUAUGAAUUUUGGUGGUCACAAGCCUGUGAUAGAUGCAUUUAACGCUGUAUUGGGUGCUCUAGUGGAGGGGAAGAGAGACCUUCAUGAUGUGAUGUUUGUUUAUAAGGAAAUGGUGAAGGCAGGAAUGGUACCUACGAUUGAUACAUUAAACUGUUUGCUGGAAGCUUUGUUUGAGGCCAAUAAGAUUGAGUCUGCUUUGGAUCAGUUUAGGAGAAUGAACAAGAAAGGGUGCAAUCCUAAUGUGAGGACCUUUGAGAUAGUCAUAAAGGGUCUUGUUGAGAAAAGCCGGGUGGAUGAAGCUGUUAUUGUUUUAGGUGAAAUGUUUGAACUCGGCAGUCAGCCUGAUUUGAGUUUCUAUUCCUGCACAAUACCUUUAUUUUGUAGGGAAAAUAAGCCUGAAGAAGGGAUUAGGUUGUUUCGAUUGAUGAGAGCUUCUAAGUUUGUUCCGGAUUCAUUCAUCUGCGAGGCCUUGAUGCAGUGUUUGUGUGAGAACCUUGGGCUGGAUGAUGCAAUGAUCAUUUCCAAAGAGUUGAUAGAAAGUGAUAUAAACCUGUCUGCUAAUGUACUUGUGGAUAUGAUAGAUGGUUUUUGUAAAUUAGGGAAAAUAAAUGAAGCAAUAAAGUUCUUGGAAGGCAAAUAUGCUUUUGAAACUUCACCACACAAUGCAUUGCUCAAUGGUUGCUGCAAUGCCGGUAAAUUUUCUGUGGCAAAAGGUCUGAUUGAGAAAAUGUCUGAGAGGAACAUGGCCAACUGCGAUUCUUGGAAUAUUCUGAUCAGGUGGCUUAGCGAGAAUGCAGGGAUUGGAAAAGUAUAUGAAGUUCUCGGAAAAAUGGUAGUAUCUUCAUGUGUUCCUGACUGUACCACGUACCUGGCUCUAGUUAUUGGCAAUUGUAGAUGGAACAAGUAUGAUGAUGCUCUGAAGCUAUUUAGUGAGAUUCGUGCGAAAUGCUGGGUUUUGGAUUCUGUAUCUUAUUCUAAACUAGUUGAAGGGCUUUGCAGGGUUGAAAGGACUCUAGAGGCUACUGAAGUGUUUUGCUAUAUGUCUGGUAAAAGAUGCUCUCUUCAAUCUUCUUCCUUUGAUGUGUUGAUCAAGGGUAUUUGUUCCACAGGAAAGGUCAGUCAAGCAAUAAAGUUACGACAGAUGGCUUAUUAUUCUGGUACUCCUUGUAAUACUGCAACUCACAGCGCCAUUAUGCUCGAGUUGUUUAAGCUAGGGAAGGCAAAAGAUGUGUUAGUGGCACUCUCACAAAUGCUGGUAGAGGGCUGCAGUCUUGAUCUGGAAAUAUAUAGCACCCUCAUACAAAGCAUGAGUUCACUGAAUCAAAUAAAAGAUUGUGUGUUGUUUUUUAAUAUGAUGGUCAAUGAGGGUUUGGUACCUGAUUCUGAUUGUCUAUUUGAUCUACUUUUGUGUAUAGCCAACCAUUCUCAGCUGUGUAUGGUUUCAAGUGCAAUUGAUAAACUUAUUUCUAAGUCUGCAAUUCUAAAUCCAGAAAUUUACAACAUGCUGAUUAAUGGCUUCUUGAAGGAGGGCAAUAAACAUGAAGCAUGUCGAUUAUUGGAUUUGAUGUUGGAAAAAGGUUGGGUCCCAGAUGCUUCCACUCAUGGAUUGCUGAUUGGAUCUGUAAUUAGAGAGGAAACAGAAAAGGGGGCAUUUGCCUAUGAUAAUUCCGCUGUACAAGAUACUGUUAGUAACAUACUUGCAGAGGGUUUAGGACAAAUGUGAUGCACCCACUUUUACAAGAAUAGAGUUUGGAUCAGCUGAGGGCUUAGUUUCCCUGUGAAUUAUACUCUUCCACAACUUCAAAAUUAUGGAUUCUCUCAAAUUUGUCAACAAAAUGAGGGAUUGAAACAGCUUUCAGACGGUUUUGUGGCUAUGGCAGCGCUGUUCUUUCCCUGCAUGUGAUCGAUGACAUUCCAGAUGACUUGCUUCUUUGCUGUAAUUAUUGUAUUGACUAGAAGUAUCAAUCACUGACUGAGUUUUUGGGGGCGCCUGUCAACACUGAGAAGAGUGGCAUUUUUAGUUUGUAAAGGAGGAUCAAAUUCGCAACAGCUCAUGAAUUUUUGAGGUUUGAGAUGCAAACCUAAUAGAGCUAUGACGGAAUCUCCUUUUACAGCCAAGCUAUGGGUCACAGUUUUGCAAACUCAAAUCAACAAGAGUAUGUUGCAAUUUCCGGCUCAAUACCAAUUGGCAAACUACUGCUAUAUUGUUCUUCAGCCGUGGAAGGUGAUAAAAGAAGUACAGUUUUAUUUUGAACAGGUGUAGACGGUACUAAAAGCAUGAGCUAGCUUUUCCGGGGAAGCUCUUUGAAAUCUUGGGUGGAAGGCUACUCAAGAAUUGGGUAUUAAGAGAUGUAUUUGAUGCACAGCUUCUUCUACUUCAACCCCAUGGUGGGUGAGGAAUUGGUGUUCAGAGUACUGAUCGGUGGUAGCAAUUUGAGAGACACGGCCGGGGUGUGGAUUUGGUGCAGCGAUUCAAGCAGUGCUGCACGCAUAUGUGACUGGCUUGCAAGUUUGUUGUUAAAAUUCCUCUAAAAAUAAGUCUGUUGAAUUCUGGAGGAAAUGAAUCAAAGAAAUUUUGAUGAUCAUGAGCGGAGAAUGGACAAUCAAUGAAAUUUAAAGUUUUUUCUUCAA
Molecule: messenger RNA, 4174 nt
Organism: Juglans microcarpa x Juglans regia
Lineage: Eukaryota; Viridiplantae; Streptophyta; Magnoliopsida; Fagales; Juglandaceae
Product: pentatricopeptide repeat-containing protein At1g63130, mitochondrial-like
Exons: 8
Coding region: 93-3266 (1057 amino acids)
Molecular function (GO): protein binding
Source: RefSeq, a predicted model, not a curated record